AUGCCUUAUAACACCACUGCUAUUCCUCCUCGAAAGGAGCCUACAGGCCAGAAUCAGCUCCCACAAGAGUCACAUACCCAAGCCAAGCUAGACCGCAAACCUCGUCGAAACAUCCAAUACAAGGAUGUUGCAAGCGCUGUUGCACACCAUGACAACCUCGAGUUUCUUGAAGACGUGGUACCAAAGACUGUUCCCUACAAGAACAUCAAGGCCAAGGCCAAGGCCACGCAGGCACGUCUCCAAGGUGACAAUACCAACCAGAAGCUUGAGUUUCCUCUGGCAAACGGCGUUGGCAAGCCUCUUGUGAACGGCAACUCCGUGGAUCAUCAUGAUAGGCAAGAUGACCCGAACACGCAGCUUGAGUUGGAGUUCAGACAGGCUUCUGGUGCGAACCGAGAUGGGGAUGUAGCAAUGACUGGUUAG
Fusarium musae is the source of this 423-nucleotide messenger RNA. RefSeq lists its product as uncharacterized. The coding region runs from base 1 to 423 and encodes 140 amino acids. The record is from RefSeq and is a predicted model, not a curated record. Gene Ontology annotation, molecular function: protein heterodimerization activity. The transcript has 3 exons. NCBI's taxonomy places the organism in Eukaryota, Fungi, Ascomycota, Sordariomycetes, Hypocreales, Nectriaceae.